Messenger RNA from Nezara viridula (southern green stink bug), 1853 nucleotides. NCBI's taxonomy places the organism in Eukaryota, Metazoa, Arthropoda, Insecta, Hemiptera, Pentatomidae. The record is from the annotation of a GenBank genome assembly.
GGCAACCAUAUGUUUUCAAUAAAAUUAAGUUAAAUUUCCUUACUAGAUAUAAACUUUUAAAAUUAUUUUAAGUUUGAAAGAAAUUGAAAUUAUUACUCAAUCAAGGCAAUGGCGUUGUAUGAAAAACUAUUUUAUUGUAGGUACUUGUGAGAAAUGAAAAAUGAUGAAUGCCCCAUUCUUCGGAAAAUAUGGAGAGGCAAAGAAUUGGAAGCAUGCCUUUUGUGUGGAGGACUUGGAUCCUCAACCUUGCCGCUGGUGAAGUGUCCUCGUCCAGAUUGCAUUGGAAUAUACUGUGUUCCCUGCUACGGUCAACUGCAAAAUAUUUGUACUCUUUGUAAACUACCUAUAGAAUAUGGAGACUUGUCUGACAUGAGUGAAGAAAGGGACUCUUCAGAUGUUGUGAGUUUACCUGGCACUGAAGAUACUUCCUCUACUGCUGAUUCCAAUACAACUGGAGCUGUAUUAGAAGACACUGCCGAAUCUGAGCUCUCAUUUGGUUACCAGUUCAGAAAUAGAGACAUAGAAAAAGAUAAAUCUCUGACCACAUCUGCUUUUAUAGACCUGGAAGCUCAAAAACCUAUUUCAAGGGCAACCAUUAAUGAUUUUGCCUAUCCUAUUGAACACCAUCCAGAAGAAGAUGAACACAAACUGACUUUGUCUCAAAGGAGAAAGUCUGGUCUUUGGUCACUCAUUGUUGAUGCAGAUGAUGAAAAGAAGAAACCCAAGUUUAUAGAUUUGAGCCCAGUAAACAUAGUCCCUCCUGUAGAGGAUACUCAAGAACACCAUGUUGAUAAAGAAGAAGAGAUUGAACAAUCACAUGAUCUACUUGCUUCUCCUCCUCCUCCUCCUCCUGCCCCGCCAAAGUCAAAAGUGCAAAGAACGAUAAAAAAGUUUUUACACUUUCCACGGCUGAAGAGACAUAAAAAGAAAGCAGAAAAGACUGACCAAUCUGAAAAUGAAUCUGACAAGCCUUUUCUCUCUACUCCUAGCAAAACAUCAGAAGGGUCUAAAAAACCUAAAAAGAAAGUUGAAGGAACUAGAAUCCAUUUCCUAAAACAGAAAUUGUUCGGAGAUGUGACAAGAGUGUUCAAGCAAACUAGUGAUAGCACUAAAAGUGAAAAUGAAGAAAUAUCUAUUCAGACGGUUACAUCUAAAGAGUCAAAGAGCACUAAAAUGGUUGAAAAUUGGAUAAAAACGGGUAAUUAUCAUGGAUCUGAAGUUUUCAAAGAAGCUGCAAUACUUCGAUCUGAAACACCUUCACUUCCAUUGAUUGAAACAAAGCAAUCAACUGGUUAUAAGAAUUUAUUCAAACGCCUUUUUGGAAAGAAAGAAGAUGCAGUUAGUGCUACCACAGAAAAACAUUCAGUUGAUACCAAAAGUCAAAAAAAAGAAGUCCCCCAAACCAAAGGCAGUAUUUGGAAGUUCUGGAAAAAGAAGGAGAUUGUUUCUUGUCAAUUGAUCCCUCAAAGAUUGGAUGAAGCAGAAGUUAGCAAACUUUUAAGUGUUGAAACAGAUGUUAGCCAACCCGUUCAACAAAUUGAAAAAACAGAUGGUAGUCGGCCUUUCCAAGAAAUUGAAAGUGCACAUGUAAGUCGACUUGUCCAUCAAAUUGAAGAAACAGAUGUUAGUCAGCCUGUGAAACAAAUUUCUCUUAUCAGCUUUGAAGACGAGCACGAGCCCUUUAUGUCAAUGAAGAGGGUGCAAACACCUGCCAAGAUUGUUCAUGAACGUUUUAAAAUUGAUGAAGAAUGAAAAUUUAUUUAUAAAAAAUCAAUGUUUUAAAUUAACUAUUAAAAUAAUUGUAAUUUGUUUAUAACUAUCUUUUAGCAAUAAAGACUUUAAAUUGUCAUUAC